Molecule: messenger RNA, 522 nt
Organism: Lytechinus pictus (painted urchin)
Lineage: Eukaryota; Metazoa; Echinodermata; Echinoidea; Temnopleuroida; Toxopneustidae
Exons: 1
Coding region: 1-522 (173 amino acids)
Source: RefSeq, a predicted model, not a curated record
AUGGUGGAUGCUAAGCCAAUCAGUGACUCUAAUAAAUUGAACUACUUGAACACCUACGUUUGUGGAAAAGCUAAAGAAAUUGUUGAAAACUAUUUGUUAUUAGGAGAGGACGAUGGUUAUCAGAAGGCUCGUGCGGAAAUUGAUAGGAGGUUUGGCAACCCAAGUGCUCUCAGUGUUGCUUACACCAGAAAGCUCUGUUUGUGGCCACGUAUUGAAAGUAAAGAUGCAAGUGGAUUGAGAGACUUUUCCGACUUCUUGCAGAAGGUCUUGUCAGCCAAGACGAAGGUCAAGAAUCUAGGAAUCCUGGACUUUCCCCAAGAGAAUGUAAAGCUCGUAGCAAAGUUGCCAGAGUACUUGGAAGAUGAAUGGCGAGAGGAAAUUGAUAGAUGGCGCGAAACUAAUAGCCCCCAAAGUUAUCCAUCGUUCUCGUGUUUCGUUGGUUUUGUGAAGAAAGCAGCUGACAGAGCGAACAUUCCUGAGUUGGAACCUUUAAAGGACAAGUCCACCCCAACAAAAAGUUGA